AGUCCGCACCUUAUAUAUAUUUAAAAUAAUCUAACGCGUCCUCACGCAAGCCAUUCAAAAGUCUCCAAAGAGCGCUUCAAUUAACUAGGAAGGACAUGGGAUUGAUCGGAGACACCGUCGACUCUGUCAAAUCCAUUCAGAUCAGACAGCCUCUCUCUCAGGCCGUCAAUAUUGGCAUACUUGUUACGUCGGCGCUAAUUAUAUGGAAAGGACUAAUGUGUAUAACUGGUAGUGAAUCACCUGUUGUGGUUGUGCUCUCCGGAAGCAUGGAACCCGGCAUCAGAAAAGGUGACAUUUUGUUCUUGCAUAUGAGUAAGGAUCCCAUUCGUGCAGGAGAAAUUGUCGUGUUUAAUAUAGAUGGACGUGAUAUUCCAAUUGUCCAUCGAGUAAUUACGGUUCAUGAGAGGCAAGAUACUGGAGAAGUUAAUGUCCUAACAAAAGGAGACAGCAAUAAUGUGGAUGACAGGAUGCUGUAUGCUCAGGGCCAACGUUGGUUGCAACAACACGAUGUCGUGGGGAGAGCUGUUGGGUUCUUGCCUUAUGCUGGUUGGGCAACAAUUAUCAUGACCGAGAAGCCCAUAGUCAAGUAUAUACUUUUAGGCGCAUUGGGAUUGCUGGUCAUAACCUCAAAGGAUUAGGGUUACAAAUUUACAGUUUCACUACAUGGUUCUGAUCAUAACAGAUUUUCCUUCCUAAACAGAGAUUGAAAAAGAAGAAGGAUAGUUGACAUAGUCAUACUCAUACAAAUUUUAUAGAUCAGAGUACCCUUCCUGUUCUGUAAACCGACUCUCAACACAUAAUGUUUUAUCUGCAAAUUGGAUUAAGUACUUGUUCAGAUAUUUAAUAUCAAUUGGAUGAAAUGUUUCUUUUGUUGAUUCA
This is a messenger RNA of Alnus glutinosa, 879 nucleotides long. RefSeq lists its product as uncharacterized. Bases 96 to 638 code for a protein of 180 amino acids. The transcript is spliced from 8 exons. Gene Ontology annotation, molecular function: serine-type endopeptidase activity. The record is from RefSeq and is a predicted model, not a curated record. Lineage: Eukaryota; Viridiplantae; Streptophyta; Magnoliopsida; Fagales; Betulaceae. Gene Ontology annotation, cellular component: membrane; signal peptidase complex.